Molecule: messenger RNA, 1594 nt
Organism: Sorghum bicolor (sorghum)
Lineage: Eukaryota; Viridiplantae; Streptophyta; Magnoliopsida; Poales; Poaceae
Product: S-norcoclaurine synthase 1
Exons: 1
Coding region: 314-1414 (366 amino acids)
Source: RefSeq, a predicted model, not a curated record
UUUAAAACACUCCUGCCUAAUGCUUAGUCCAUCUCUCAGUUAAAUAACUUUAAGACAAAUAAUGGGGGCCAUAGACAAUGGACUUUGCACCAGCCAUAUACGAGAGUAGUAAAACAGGGACGCCGGCCACCAAACCAUGUCGCGCGGUGGAUGAUGGAGACUGGCCAGGACAAAAUAAAAUGGCCACCGCCUGCCGCCUGCCGGCCGUUCGCAACCGCCGACGCCGCCGCCGUUGCUAUAUCCGUCACUAGCCAGUUAGCCACCAACUCGACUGGUCGUCGGUGCAAGUCCAGGCAUCCACCACCAACCUACCAUGGACGCCAAGCCGCAGAACCUGGGCGGCUCGCUGCCGGUGCCCAACGUGCAAGACCUGGCCGCGCGCCCCGCCGACGAGCUCACGCCGCCCGUGCUGCACCGCUACAUCCGCGACGACGCCGACGUCGACGCCGACGCCAACGGCGACGCGGCCGCCUCGGUGCCCGUGGUGGACCUCGCGAGGCUCCUGGACCCGUCGCACGGGGAGCAGGAGGCCGCCAAGCUGAAGGCCGCCUGCGAGGACUGGGGCUUCUUCCAGGUGGUCAACCACGGGGUCCCCGACGCGGUGAUCGCCGACGUCAAGGCGGACCUGCAGGGCUUCUUCGGCCUCCCGCUACCCGAGAAGAACGCGGUGGCGCAGGAGCCCGGCGGGAUCGAGGGGUACGGGCAGGCCUUCGUCGUCGCCGCCGACCAGAAGCUGGACUGGGCCGACAUGCUCUUCCUCUUCACGCAGCCGCCCGAGUACCGGGCCUCGCGCUUCUGGCCGGCGCGCCCCGCCACGUUCGGGGACUCGCUGGACCGCUACUCCGUCGAGGUGCAGCGCGUCGCCGCCGGCCUGCUGGCGGCCAUGGCCGCCAACCUGGGCGUGGCGGAGGCGGACGCCCGGAAGCUGACGAGGCUCGCCGGCGCACAGUCCGUGCGGAUCAACUACUACCCGCCGUGCCCGGACGGCAGGGUGCUCGGCCUGUCGCCGCACUCCGACGCCGUCGGUCUCACGCUCCUGCUCCAGGUCAGCGCCGCCGUCCCGGGGCUGCAGAUCAGGCGGCGCGGCGCGUGGGUCAGCGUGGACCCCGUCCCGGGGGCGCUGGUGGCCAACGUCGGCGACGUCGUCGAGGUGCUCACCAACGGGAGGUACAAGAGCAUCGAGCACCGGGCGGUGGUCAGCGCCACCCAUCACCGGGUGUCCAUCGCCGCCUUCCACUCCGCCAAGUUCGGCGGCACGUACGCGCCGCUGGAGGAGACGACGAUGGUACACGGCGAGCCGGCGAGGUACAAAACCAUAAGCGUCGAGGACUACGUCCGGCUGCUGCUGUCUUGUAAGCUUGAGGGAAAGAACAUCAUGGACGCCAUGAAGAUCAAUCCCCCUGAACUGCAGUGACAACAUGAAUUUCUCAAAUUUCAAACAAUGGAGCCUGCUGCAAUAUAUAUACAUGCAGAUUUGUGUUCUUGUCGUCGUCUCUGCUUGUUGUUUCGUAUCAUCUAGAUCUGUGCAAGACAGGAUUGCUCUAAGCAUCUUGGUCAAGUAAACCAUGAAUGUACAUGUUCCGAUUUGAAGGGA